Molecule: messenger RNA, 297 nt
Organism: Protopolystoma xenopodis
Lineage: Eukaryota; Metazoa; Platyhelminthes; Monogenea; Polystomatidea; Polystomatidae
Source: the annotation of a GenBank genome assembly
GCUCUAGUACAUCAGCUGGAAGGACGUGAGGGCCUUUGGGCCAAAUUGGUUGAGUGUUCAAGAGACGGCCCCACUUCUUCUAGCCCAGCAGAUACUGAUACAGUUAGCACUAGCAUCGCAUCGCGUCGUUGGACCCGGCAGGGUGGAAGCAAAUUGGCAUCUUCACACAAUUUUUCAAACUCACAUUCUGAACCUCCAUUGGUCCAAUCAGCAGUGGGACGUAGACUAGCCAGAGUACGAGCAGCCUGCAACUUGCGUGGACAGGCGCUUAAAGUAAGAUUUCAGACGGCCAAUUAA